ACACGGCAUCAACGCUUCAAGGGCAAAAUUACAGCCAGGGAUCCUGUUGAGGAGGAGUCGAGUACAGUAAGCCAGCACUCACAUAAAAAAUGGUGCCGCCUUCUGUUUAGUCCAUCCCAUGAGAAAGAAUGGGAGUCACGUUUUCGUGUAACAGACCGGAGAAACGUUACACCGUCUUACAGCGCGCCCACAGCUGCACGUGAAGACCACCGUGUUUUAAAUACUUUCCACGACCUGUUUUAAAGGGGCAGCACCGCGGCUCACUCACAGAAGUCAUCAUGGCGGACUCCAGCUUCAAUAACCUGACAUCACUCGCGCGGGCUUUAUCACAGCCGACUCUGAAUGUGAUAGAGGCGAAUGAUGUCGGUCCUGCGAGAAAUGUUCUGCAUCCGUGCCGAAGGAGAAAGUUGUCGAGCUGUAGCUCGUUUGAGCACGUUGAGACGGUGACUUCACCUUCCGCCGUCGAGGCGCGAGUCCUGGUCAUAAACACCGGGGGAACCAUCGGGAUGACACUUCAUGAUAACGUACUUGCCCCAAAAGCUAAUGCUUUUGUGCAGGGCCUGCGCAAGUUGCCCAUCCUCCACGAUGAGCUGUAUGCCCAGCAGACCUGCCUGUAUGAGUACUAUGGAUCUGAGAACAGCCUGGUCCUGCCGAAGCCAACACCCCAUGCUGGCCGUCUAUAUCACGGGCUGAGUAAAGACAAUAAGAGGAUAGUCUACAAUGUGUUGGAGUACAGCCCUUUGCUGGACUCCUCCAAUAUGACCACAGAUGACUGGGGUAGGAUUGGAAAGGACAUUGAGAAAAACUAUGAAAACUACGAUGGUUUUGUGAUCCUCCACGGCACAGACACGAUGGCUUACACAGCCUCUGCCCUGUCCUUUAUGUGUGAACAUUUGGGCAAACCAAUUAUUCUCACCGGAUCACAGGUGCCGAUCUAUGAGAUGAGGAAUGACGGCAGAGACAACCUGCUGGGGGCGCUGCUGAUUGCCGGCCAGUUUGUUAUUCCUGAGGUGGGUCUGUAUUUCCACAACAAACUCUACAGAGGGAAUCGUGUGACCAAGGUGGAUACCGGCAGUUUCAAUGCCUUCGCCUCCCCUAACUUGCCUCCUCUGGCCACUGCUGAAGUGGACAUUACAAUCAACUGGGAUACAGUGUGGAGAGCAAACACUACUGCAAAGUUUCAAGUCAGCACUGAGCUGAACAGGAACGUGGGCCUGCUCAGGCUGUUCCCAGGGAUCACUGCUGCUACUGUGAGGGCUUUCCUGCAGCCGCCCAUGGAGGGUGUGGUCCUGGAGACCUACGGCAGCGGAAAUGCCCCCGAUAACCGUCCUGACCUGUUGGGGGAGCUAAAGAAGGCCACAGACUCUGGUGUCAUCAUUAUCAACUGCACCCAGUGUCUGAGGGGGACCGUGUCUGCGUCUUACGCCACUGGCAAGGUGUUGAUGGAUGCAGGGUUGAUAGCUGGUGGUGACAUGACUCCAGAGGCUGCCCUGUCAAAGCUGUCCUACGUAUUGGCCAAGAAGGAUACAGAGCUCGAAACCAAGAAAAAGAUGAUGGCUCAGAACUUGCGAGGUGAGAUGAGCGCUGACUUGGCAGGAGCCAAGCUAUGUCUGAGCGACAGCCGUUUCAUCCAGGUCAUCGCCAAGUCUCUGAGCAUCAGCUGCAAGGAGGAACUGGAAGCCAUCCGUGAUGCCCUGACCCCCCUGCUGGCAUGUGCUGCUGCUAAGAUCGGUGACAUAGAGGCCAUCGAAGCCCUAAAGGAAAUGGGCAGUAACUUGUGUCUGGGUGACUAUGACAGACGUACACCCCUCCAUAUUGCUGCCUGUGAGGGCCACCUCAAACUGGUGCAGUACCUACUGAGUAAUGGGGCUACAGUCUAUGCAAAAGAUCGCUAUGGGGACACACCUCUAUGCAACGCUGUACGCUUCAGGCACAGGGAGGUUGUGAAGCUGCUGCGGAAGACAGGAGCCCACCUCUCCAGAGACAAGUUGGAGGAAGCAGGAACAGAACUGUGCAGCCUGGCAGCCACUGGUGACCUGGAGGGCCUGGAAAUCUGGAGCCUUGCUGGAGCUGAUCUGAAUAAACCAGGCUAUGAUGGACAGACAGCACUGCAACAGGCCCAGGCUGUCGGCAAAACUGAAGUGGUGACAUAUUUAACUCAUCUUAUAAGCAAAAAGGCCAAGACAGUAUUUGGUGAAUUUAAUGAGUUUGAUGAAUAUGAUGAUGAUGAUGAUGAUGAUGAGGUAAAUGAGAUGUGAUGAACGUUUGUCUCCCAGUGUGUGCAUUUCCCACUUUGAGCAUGAGAUUCUCUCCUCUCUAGCAUGGUUUCUUUGCCGCCACCCCCCUUUUUUCUUGCUUGUACUUGCUCUUGUGUCCAUUGUCAGUCCCUCCACCCAUUUUAUAAACCGCUUAUCCUGCUCAGCCUGUGUAUCCCAGCAUGCAUUGUACAAGAGGCAGGCUACUCCUGUGGAUAGGUCACAGUCUAUCACAGGAGUGAAACACACGUGUACACAACAAACACUUUCACACCUACAGGCAGAUCAGAGCUGCCAGUUCACCUUGCACCCCGAGGAAACACAUGCAGACAGUGGGAGAACAUCAGACUCCUCACAGAGAGUUCUCAGUAGUCCCUGCUUGUGCAUAAUUGUAUUUUAUAUAACACAUACACAAUACCGUGUAAAAUGCACUAAAAGAGGUUUGAAAAGAUGGGCUGAAAGAGAGUGAUUUUACAUUUAAAAAAGAAAGUUGAUUGAUUACAAAAACACUUUUGAUCCCUUUCUCAAAACUGAAAUGUCAAACAUUUACAGGCUCGAGCUUCUUCUAUGUAAGUAUGUCUUAGUUUUGCUCUAUUGAACAGCAUUGUAAAUCCAAGGGAAAUUGUGACUGGCAUUUUUCUUUAUUUUAAGAUGCUUAAUCAGUUAAUCCUUUAGUCUAUAAAUAAUGACAAACAACCAAAAAAAUCACCAGAUGAAUUGAUAAUUAAAAUAAUUGUUAGUUGCAGCCCUAAUUUUGAGAAGCAAUUAUGUACUUUAUAAUUUGAAGCUAAGCAUGCCUCAGACCUCUCUGCUUUCUAUCAGGACUUCCUCAGAUAAAACCUGAUCACCUGCCCACCAGUGCCUCUGAAUGCGAAACCAGUGCAGCCUGCUGCUUUACACCAGGAUGACCAGUUUGUGAGCCUGUUUACACCUGCUAUUAUCAUGCGUCUUGGGUGGUCCAACCGCAAGUCACUUCACUUCACUUCAACUUUAUUAUGUCCCAAUAUGGGCAAAUUGGGUUGCCGCAGGCACAGGCAUUAUAAACAAAUUGCAGAAAGUACAUUUGCAUGAGAAACAAAACACACAGAUAAAUAAAAAUAAAAACCUAAGAGCAUACGUCAGUCAGACAAGUAUUUUUGCAUGGGGGUGGGGGUGGGGGACAGAGCUACAUUAAAAUGCGUCUUGAGUGACCGCUUCGAUCAGAUCUAACUUCAACACUUUGUAUGUAAAUGAACACGUGAAUCAUUUCCAUGUUGUCAACCAAAUGUCAGGAAGUUUGUUGUGCUACACAAAAUGACUACGGUCUUAUUCAAUUGUAGUGCUGCACAGCAUAUUGCUGCUGCACAGCAUAUUGAUUUGUCCUUGCCCCCCC
Epinephelus lanceolatus (giant grouper) is the source of this 3627-nucleotide messenger RNA. The record is from RefSeq and is a predicted model, not a curated record. Lineage: Eukaryota; Metazoa; Chordata; Actinopteri; Perciformes; Serranidae.